Messenger RNA from Panthera uncia (snow leopard), 1010 nucleotides. RefSeq names its product C-C motif chemokine 20. The transcript is spliced from 3 exons. Lineage: Eukaryota; Metazoa; Chordata; Mammalia; Carnivora; Felidae. Gene Ontology annotation, molecular function: chemokine activity; CCR chemokine receptor binding. The coding region runs from base 97 to 438 and encodes 113 amino acids. Gene Ontology annotation, biological process: neutrophil chemotaxis; lymphocyte chemotaxis; monocyte chemotaxis. Gene Ontology annotation, cellular component: extracellular region. The record is from RefSeq and is a predicted model, not a curated record.
UAGGGCCAUCCCAGACUCAGGCUGCUACCAGAACCCAACAGCACUCCUAGCACACUGGGUACCCAGCACUGGGCAGAUCUAUUCCCUGAGCUGAAAAUGGACAGUGGCAAGAAUUUGCUCUUGGCUGCUUUGAUGUCAGUGCUGCUACUCCACCUGUGCAGCAAGUCAGAAGCAGCAAGCAGCUUUGACUGCUGCCUUCGGUAUACAGAACGCAUCCUUCAUCCCAGAUUUAUCGUGGGCUUCACGCAGCAGCUGUCCAAUGACGCUUGUGAUAUCAAUGCAAUCAUCUUUUACACAAAGAAAAAAUUCGCUGUGUGCGCAGAUCCAAAGAAGAACUGGGUGAAACAGGCUGUGCAUAUCCUCAGGUAUGAGAUAUUUACCAUCAGUCCCUCUCCAAAUGUCUGGGGCAAAGGUCAAGUGCAGAGUAGCGGAUCAUAGACUCGCUGGGACCCUUCCGCCUAAGCACCGUAGAAUUUUAAAGGGGAAAUUUGAGUCGGACCAUAAACCAAAAAUUCAUUUUUUUCCACUUACAUCCUUUUUAUUUUUUUUUAAUUUAGUGAGUUUUACGAGAUGUGUUAGUCCUCCAUGCAUUUAAUAGUCACAAGCUUCUUCAUUUUGGUGCAAAGAUGCCUCCUAUUUAUAGAAUUUACAGACCGCGUGAUACUUCUUUGUUAAAAACUAAAAAAUAAAGAGCCAACCAGAGAUCAAUAUUCUGAUUUCCAUUGAUUAUAAUGGAGAGUAACAUUUUAUCAACAUGAACAGAAGCCACCUAAUACGAAGGUGCCAUAGACACUGAAUUUAAAGAUGCAACGUAAGCGCUCAAUCCUGUUUCCAUCUCUAGCCAGCUCACUUGUGUUGGGCAGGGCCCUUCCUCUCUGAACCUUGAUUUCCUCAUCUGGACUCUGAGCUGCUGGCACCCUGAGAUUAAUGAGAAGUAAUGUUUAGGUACAAAAGGCACUCCUACCAGCCAGUCCACCCUGUCUUUGCUUAUUGUUUUCUUCUCUUCCUCU